AUCCCAAUAAUUUGAUCAUUUUAUAAACAUCGACCCAAUUUAACACGUGAGGUGUCCCCCUCCCCCAUACAUCCUAGACUGUUCUAGAAAUCAUCCGGCAAAGAAGCUUAUAGAAAAAUCUCUCCUCUGGAACAUUCCCCAUUUCCCUUUUUAUCUCGCCACUCCAUCUUUCAUUCCACAACUGAAACUCGUCUCUUCCAUUCAAUCAAGGUAGCUUUUCUCCAGUCUCCUUUCAAUUUUCUGCUUCGACGAUCAAGAAUUCUGCUUAUCGAUCGUUCGGUUCCUCUAAUUUCUUGAUUUUCCGUUCUGGGCAGGGCAAAAUAAAUUUGUGAAACAACGUACGGGCGUCGGAAAUGAGCGCAGUGGUGGACGCGAUGGCCCAGCUCCUCAACAUCCCGGAAGUGCUAGAGAGAAUGGUGUCGUCGGAGUACCGGGCACCGGACGGCGGGGAGAGCCGGGGAGUCGGUAGCAUUCCCGCCGACAUCCUCGACACCCCUAAGGAAUACGUUUUCUACCUCGACGUUCCCGGCUUAUCCAAAUCCGACAUUCAGGUGGGCGUGGAGGAUGAGAGGACGCUGGUGAUCAAAAGCAACGGGAAGAGGAAGCGGGAGGAAGAAGAGUGCAAGUAUUUGAGGUUGGAGAGGAAGGCGGCGCCGCAGAAAGUGGCGAGGAAAUUCAGGUUGCCGGAAAACUGCAACGUCUCCGCCAUUACCGCCAAGUGCGAGAACGGGGUGCUCACUGUGGUGGUGGAGAAGCACCCUCCGCCGCCCAAGUCCAAGACGAUUGAGGUGCCCAUCUCCUGACCGAUCGAUCGAGAACACGCCCGCCAAUUCUAAGCUGUUUGCAUCAAUUCCUAGUUUACUUGUUUAAUCGGAUUAUGAUGUAGUAGUAGUUUCUGAGUUCCAUGCUCCCAUAUGCAAACUUGUGUUAAGUUUCAUGAUUGUAUAAACGCGUUUUUGUAUCAGCGGAGAAAGGAAAGAACUAAGGA
Ipomoea nil (Japanese morning glory) is the source of this 988-nucleotide messenger RNA. RefSeq names its product 17.4 kDa class III heat shock protein. The transcript has 2 exons. Gene Ontology annotation, biological process: response to hydrogen peroxide; protein complex oligomerization; response to salt stress. The record is from RefSeq and is a predicted model, not a curated record. The coding region runs from base 354 to 803 and encodes 149 amino acids. Lineage: Eukaryota; Viridiplantae; Streptophyta; Magnoliopsida; Solanales; Convolvulaceae.